UCCGCGUCUGGAGAAACCAUUUCCCAGAGUGUCGUCCCAGACUUUGAGGAAGUGUCCGGCUCGUGUUGAACACGCAGUGUGGCGGCUUUGAAGACAAGUGUGUUCGGGGACUCGUCGCACCCUGUGAAAUGACGCCGUCACGAUGCUGUUCAUUGUCCUGUGUACUCUAAUCGCCGUCCACGGUCACGUACUGUCUGAGAUACCACCAGCACCGCCACAGAACAUCCAUGUUGACAACUGGCUGCUGACAUGGCCUGCUGCCACCGAGCAGGAAGAGGUCACCUACACCGUUCAGUACAGCAGCUUUGACAGUGCUGUGUGGACUGAUGUACCAGCCUGUGUCCAUAUAUCUUUGAAUUGCUGUAAUGUUAUUUCUACCAAAGCGGAGGGCGAUCUCGGCUGUGUUAUGCUACGUGUGCAAGCGGAGCGACGUGGGCUGACCUCAACACCAGUCGAAGCCUGUAGCAGGCAUGGUGACUCUUGUACCCCAGACUUCAGUCUGACUGCAGGGCCGGGUUCCCUGACUGUACAUUUGAGCAGGAACCACAGUAUGGCUCUGGAACAUGGAGACCACGCCAAACACAGGGUUUAUUAUGGCAAGGAGGGAGAACCCCGGCAGAAGUAUAAGGACGUUAUGGCCUCAGUGACCAUCCGUGAGCUGCUGGAGGGACAGCGCUACUGUACAGAGGUGCAGUACGUCUACUUUGAUGUGCCCGUCGGACUGGCCACCUGCACUCAGUGUGAGGUCAUCCCCAAGUCCAGUAAAGACUCUAAACAAUCAGGGAUUAUAGUAGCUGUCGUGCUUGUCGUCGUCCUGCUUGUUCUGAUACCUGUGCUAGCAUACUUCCUCAUCUUCCAGCGUGGGACAAUCAAACAGUGGCUGUCCUCAUACCACAUCCCAGAAGACUUCUUUGAGCCAUUUCCUAAGAGUCUCCUCCCCAUCUCCAGCUGCAGCCACACAGAGGAGCACUGCCAUGUUAUUUCUUCCAUUUCCCCAGAGGAGCUCCGAGAAUGAAAGCAGCCGCCGUCCACCGGACCAGACGUGAGGAUUGGGAGACCCGCUCUGCAACCUCCUGUCCUGACCCCUAUGUAUUUAUAUCUGGUCUGCGUCUCCAGAUGUUCCACUGAGAUGGAUUUAGGUGGCGUAAACUUAAUUGCAGGGAUGAGGGAGAGAAAAAGGAGAGCCACUCAAUAUACACACAUAUAAACAUAAGCUCCACACUGUUUGUGAUCCCCACUCUCAUGGGGUGUAAUACAGAAAAUUACACUGAGGUCCAAAGUCAAGAAGGAUUUUCAGAUUCACAGAAAUUAUUGCCAAUUUGAGCAAAAUACCUAGAUUUUUUUAUUCAUGCCCCAUUUAAAUGCGCAUCCAUCUGUGAAAUACUUCUAGAUUGCAAGAGAAGAAUUUGUGUGAAACUUUGAAAAGCGGCAGAAGAAAGAGCACUAGAUGUCGACAUCAAUCGGCUUAUUUUGAAUAGUUGAACCCACAUGCAGACAGCAAUCAGGAUCAGUGCCACAUGUCCGUCUACUUGUCCAUCGUUUUUGUCUCAGGCCCUUUCUUUGAGUU
Cyclopterus lumpus (lumpfish) is the source of this 1567-nucleotide messenger RNA. It is a transcript of the gene ifngr2, whose product is annotated as interferon gamma receptor 2. Gene Ontology annotation, molecular function: protein binding. The transcript has 7 exons. Bases 143 to 1015 code for a protein of 290 amino acids. NCBI's taxonomy places the organism in Eukaryota, Metazoa, Chordata, Actinopteri, Perciformes, Cyclopteridae. The record is from RefSeq and is a predicted model, not a curated record.